AUGACAUUUCCAAGGUGUCUUCCCACAACAGCAAAGAAGAACCAUGGCCAGGCUGACUUUGUCUAUGUGGCCAGAAAUAGUGUAGCCACAGCUCGCUCCCCCUCACAGCUGCAUCUUGCCGCGGGCUGGCUCAGCACAAAUCCUUUUAACUGUUUCUCCCUGGAAGAGGGUGUCAAGUCAGCAAAACCAGCUGUGAUCUCCAUGGUUUGGGAAAGAGGGAAGGAGCCAAAGGGAUGGAGGAGGAAGGAGAUAAGGACGUGGAGCUUCCCAGAGGAAGUUUGGCAAGUUGUUACCCAGCCAGGUAGCCAACAGCAACACCAAGACCAACGUUUGAGUGAUACAUUCCUAGACAAGAAAGACUGGACCCGAAAUGAGCUUCAUGAAUGUAAUCAACUAGGAAAAAAACUCCAUCAGAGCCCAAACCUCGUUCCAUCAAAACAGCAGGUCCACACAGGUGACUUGUGCGGAAAGAGUCUGAUGUGUAACCUGGACUUCACUCCUAACGCCUACCUGGCAAGGAGGAGAUUUGAGUGCGACGGCGGUGGAAACUUGUCCUCUAUUCGAAACUUGAAACUCCACCUUCAGGAGCGAAUGCACGCGGAUGUCACCAGUGUAGAAGUGUUUUAAGCUGUGACGAGGGAUUUCCUGCAGAUCAAGGAGCCAGUAGUGAGAAACCCCACGCAUGCACCAAGCGUGGGAAAGCCUUCUCCUGCAGAUCGGCCCUCAUGGUGCAUCACGGGGUCCACACCGCGGAGAAAUCCUUUGCGUGCAGUGAACGGGGGCGUGGUUCCAGGGAGAAGGUUUGCCCGACAAACGGGGAACUCACACAAAGGAGAAACCCGGUAGAGACGGCAGAAGGGGUAAAACGAUCUUCCAGAAGACAGGCCUCUGUGUCCCCGGGACAGUUCACGCGGGAGCAAAGCCUUACAGGUGUUCCGAGUGCGAGAAAACCUCCCACAAGUCGCGCCUCAUCGAGCACCAUCGCUCCCACGCGGGGGAGAAGCCGUACGGCUGCAGGGAAUGCGGGCCGUCCUUCUCCCGGAAAUCGUGUCUCCUCAUCCACGCCAGAAUCCACGCGGGGGAGAAGCCGUACGGCUGCGGCGACUGCGGAGAGGCCUUUUUCCAGAAGUUCCACCUCAUCCUGCAUCGGAGGACUCACACCGGGGAGAAGCGCCACGGCCGCGCGGAGUGCGGGAACGCGUCCUCCCAGAACUCCUGCCUCCUGCCGCACAGGCGGACCCACACUGGGGGGAAACCGUACCAGUGCUCCGACUGCGGGAAGACCUUCUCCCAGAAGGCGAACCUCAUCCGCCAUCACCGGAUCCACACGAGGGAGAAGCUGCACGGGUGAAGAGGCCGCGGGGUCAUCACAGAGUCACAGCACGAGGUCGCCGAGCCUCUAGGAAGGACAUCCCCAGGGAGACAGCCCUCAAUCGAAACCCGACGCCCCCCUAGGCAGAGGUCCCAUAUCGGGAUGACAUUCUACCACUUUGGUGGCUUAAGAAAAGCAUAGUCAACCUGGCGUGGUGGCUCAUGCCUGUAAUCCCACCACUUUGGGACACUGAGGCGGGUGGAUC
Messenger RNA from Chlorocebus sabaeus (green monkey), 1577 nucleotides. NCBI's taxonomy places the organism in Eukaryota, Metazoa, Chordata, Mammalia, Primates, Cercopithecidae. The record is from RefSeq and is a predicted model, not a curated record.